AUGCGAUUCCUGCGAAGGCUGACACGUCGAUUUCGCUCCGCCUGGCAGCGAAGACUUCCCGCAAGUUUCCGGCGAGGAAAACUCCAUUCCCAACUGGUGACAUUUUGUGUGUACGUGACCGUAUUCCUCAACAUACUUUACGGCGUUUAUCUCGGUCGCUUUUCCUUCAAGCGCAAAAAGUUUGUGUUUUCCAAAGGGGUUACUAUCUAUAGCUUGUGUUCGGCCACGUGUUUUGCACUGUUUUACAUCUGGAAUAUUUACAACGAAAUUUCCACCGGCCAGAUCAGCCUUCGAAAUACUAUUGGAAUAUACUGCUAUAUGAACGUCUGCGUUUGUCUGUUCAAUUAUGUGACACAAUGGGUAAAAACUUUGGAGAUAAUUCGAUUCCAGAACAGUGUUCCCCUUAUUAAGCUCCUCGAUUCGGUGGACAUUUCGGCGAUAAUUGUGUGGCGGGCAUUUGUGUAUAGCCUGAUCAAGAUCGUGUUCUGUCCGCUCAUCGCGUAUAUAACCCUGAUUCUAUAUCAAAGACGCUCACAUCCGGAAAAUCAGUGGACGAGUUUGGCGACCGUGAAGACCAUGUUGCCGCUGAUUGUAUCGAACCAGAUAAAUAAUUGCUUAUUCGGCGGCCUGGUAAUUGCAAAUGUGGUGAUUGCUGCGUUAAAUCGAAAGCUGCACGGCAUUGUUAAGGAGGCCAAUAUGCUGCAGUCACCUGUCCAGAUGAAUCUCCAUAAGCCCUAUUACCGUAUGCGUCGCUUCUGCGAGUUGGCCGACCUUUUGGAUGAGUUGGCCGAGAAAUAUGGCGUCACUGCCAGCCUCUCAAAGAAAUACCUUCAAUUCACGGAUUGGUCCAUGGUGAUGUCGAUGCUAAUGAACCUUCUCGGCAUCACCAUGGGAAGUUACAAUCAGUAUUUGGCCAUUGCGGAUUACUACAUCAACGAGGAGCCUUUCGAUCUCUUCCAGGCCAUUGUGCUGCUCGUAUUUCUGGCUGUGCCCUUCCUAGAAAUCGUCAUGGUGGCUCGGAUAAGUAACCAAACUUUCAUGGAGACCAGGAGAACUGGAGAACUCUUGCAGAGAUUCGAACUGCAGCACGCCGAUGCCCGUUUCAAGCAAGUGGUGAAUGCCUUCUGGCUACAGGUCGCCACCAUCGACUAUAAACUUAUGCCACUGGGCCUCCUGGAGCUGAACACUUCGCUGGUCAAUAAGGUUUUCUCUUCAGUCACUGGCAGCCUCCUGAUUCUCAUUCAAAGUGACUUGACCUUAAGGUUUUCUCUAAAAUAA
Messenger RNA from Drosophila santomea, 1278 nucleotides. RefSeq names its product putative gustatory receptor 97a (gene Gr97a). Lineage: Eukaryota; Metazoa; Arthropoda; Insecta; Diptera; Drosophilidae. The record is from RefSeq and is a predicted model, not a curated record. Gene Ontology annotation, biological process: sensory perception of taste. Gene Ontology annotation, cellular component: membrane. Bases 1 to 1278 code for a protein of 425 amino acids. The transcript has 2 exons.